AUGCUCCUUGAAGACGGUUGCCAUCACCCGAUUCCAGAUCCCCAACCGGCCUUUAAAGUGAUUAUCCUUAGGAUCGACUGGAAACCCAAGCCAAUGAAGAGUUCGAAAAGGAGAAUUGUCAAGGAUAUUGCACAAGGAAAUCAGAGAGAUAACCCCUUCUUCCAGCGAGCCCAUGGAUCGAUUGGAGGAAUCCCAUUGGAAAAACCACUCAGCGCUUGGAUAAAGCACGACGUCCUUUACCUUCCGAACAUUCUUUAG
Messenger RNA from Bursaphelenchus xylophilus (pine wood nematode), 258 nucleotides. The record is from the annotation of a GenBank genome assembly. Lineage: Eukaryota; Metazoa; Nematoda; Chromadorea; Rhabditida; Aphelenchoididae.